Cariama cristata (Red-legged seriema) is the source of this 1713-nucleotide messenger RNA. RefSeq names its product pleckstrin homology domain containing, family O member 2 (gene PLEKHO2). Gene Ontology annotation, biological process: macrophage apoptotic process. Lineage: Eukaryota; Metazoa; Chordata; Aves; Cariamiformes; Cariamidae. The annotation marks the transcript as partial. The transcript has 5 exons. The record is from RefSeq and is a predicted model, not a curated record.
GAUACAAAGGAGGAGGCCUCAGAGAAACCAAAGCCUGCUCCAACCGCAGAGAAAUAUGGCUGGAUUAAGAAAAGCAGUGGAGGGCUCCUGGGAUUGUGGAAGGAUCGUUACAUCCAGCUACAGAAAACACAGCUCGUGGUCUAUGAGGAUGAGGAUGAACAGAAGUGCAUAGAAACAGUGGAACUGGAGAGCUAUGACAAGUGCCAGGAACUGCGUGCGCUACUAAAAAAGAAAAACCGUUUCAUUUUAAUCCGCUCCCCGGGUAAGAAGGUUCAUGAUAUCAAGUUUCAAGCUCCAACUUUGGAAGAAAAGGAAUCGUGGAUAAAAGCUCUUAAUGAAGGGAUCAAUAGAGGUAAAAACAAAGUAUUUGAUGAGGUGAAAGUAGACGAGAGCCUUUCCUUGGACCACGUAACUCGGGACAGAGUGAAAAUGACCCAUGGGCGCAGGCCACCCACGAGAAGUCACCUAAAGGAGGCUGCCAAGUCAACAUCAGAUGGUAUCCUUCGACUAGAUCUGGAUAUAGUAGACAACGGACCACCAAACUUUGAUUCCGCUAUCAGCGGAAGUGACAAUGUGCCACCUCAGAAAGAAACUGCAAAGCCACCUAUGCCACCUACGAAACCCACUGGCACAAAAGAAAACCAAGACACAGAGAACAAUGUUCCUGACCAGGAACAUAAAAAACCUCUGUCUCCUCCGUUGCCUCCGGAUAAGAAGCUAAAGGAAGGCAUAACAUCAAAGGAUAAUGUAAAUGCCAAGGAAGAGGACUCUGUAAGCCCAGAGGAGAAUGUGGAAGGAUCCCAAGCACCAAGUGAGGAGAACAGAGAGAACCUCACUGAGGUCAGCAACAAGGGCAUAGCAAAAGCUCCAAUUCCUCCUCCUAAGAGCAUGCCAGACAAGCUAAAAGUAGCUUGGGACCAACCAGUCCUUGAGCUUAAAAACACAGAAGACUUGAAAUCGUCAGAAGAUAGUAGCAAAGACAACCUUGCUGAGAUUGCUGCUGCAGAUGUUACAAAGCCUCUUGUUCCUCCUAAGGUUCAGUCAGAAAAAAUGCUAGCCACAAUGAACUCCAGCCAUGGUGACCUGGAAGCUGGGGGCUGGGAAGACCUGGAGCCUGGCAGCUCCAAGCCCUCGGUGAAUGGGAUCGCAGCCAGCGAGGUAGCAGAGUUCACAUCCUCAACAGUUGAAACUGAAGAAGGAAAUGGGAGAGCUUCUGCUGAGAAGGAACAGAAAACUUCAGCAGAAGAGACAGAGACUUCCUUAGCUACAGAAACAGGCCACGAGAGUGUAAAAGCAACUACUGAGAAGAAAGAGUCUAUACAAAGCACUUCAGGUUUCAAACUUCGCAGUUCUUCUCUGGGAGACUUGCUGUCUGAUUCCAAAAAUACACAGAGAGCACUUCCAGGCCAAGGUUUCCCAAAGGAUUCCCAUCAACGCUUAGCUAAAAUGGAGGAGAAAGUUGCUAAUGAAAGGGAAAAGACAGAAAAACUUCUGCAGAAGGUUUUACGUGAAGGGCUGGAACAGGCCCAGGAGGGGAACGGACCCCCAGUGAUGGCAGAGACAUUGCUCAAUGAGGCAGUAGAACAACUUCGGCAAGCUACACAAGUUUUGCAAGAAAUUAAAGGUCUUGAAGAACUGAAAAAAGAAGCAACACAGAAACAGAAAGAAAAGCAAAAGGAUAUAGUGACUCUUUAUAGGAGAAGUGCUCCUUGA